AUGUUGACUUCAACAGAAACCUCAUCAGGAACAACAAUCCAAACUACGACUAAUGUCAUAACAACUGUAGCAGGAUCAACCACAGCACCAAUUACGUCAACAGUUCAAGGAACGACAACGACAACCACAGCACCAAUUACGUCAACAGUUCAAGGAACGACAACGACAACCACAGCACCAAUUACGUCAACAGUUCAAGGAACGACAACGACAACCACAGCACAAAUUACGUCAACAGUUCAAGGAACGACAACGACAACCACAGCACCAAUUACGUCAACAGUUCAAGGAACGA
Didymodactylos carnosus is the source of this 295-nucleotide messenger RNA. The record is from the annotation of a GenBank genome assembly. Lineage: Eukaryota; Metazoa; Rotifera; Eurotatoria; Philodinida; Philodinidae.